AGUAUAUGUUGAAGUAUUUGCAUAUGGAGGAAAGUGAAGUGCCUCAAAUGUGCUUGGACUUGUACAUGGAACAUGGGACAACCAUGGCUGGACUUAAGGCUCUUGGUUAUGAAUUUGACAACGAGGAGUUUCAUGGGUAUGUGCAUGGUGCCUUACCUUACGACUCAUUGAAGCCUGAUCCUGUUUUGAGGAACCUCCUUCUUUCCUUGCCACAACGCAAAAUUAUCUUCACUAAUGCUGAGAAAGGCCAUGCAGCUCAAGUUCUUGAAAGGUUGGAUUUGGAAGAUUGUUUUGAAGGUGUCAUAUGCUUCGAAAUUCUUAAUAACAACAACAACAACCCGUCGUUAGAAAGCAAAUUUAAUGGCGGCAAUGACAUUAUCAUUUGCAAGCCAUCCAUUGAAGCCAUUCAAGCUGCUGUCAAAAUUGCUGAUACUCAACCCAACAAAACGAUCUUUUUCGAUGACAGUGUUCGAAAUAUGGAGAAUGGAAAAGCAGCAGGCCUUCAUACAGUUAUAGUUGGAAGCUGAGAGUUGGUCCCCGGAGCUGACCAUGCCUUAGGUAGCAUUCACAAUAUAAAAGAGGCAUUGCCAGAGUUAUGGGAAGACGAAGAUGAGAACGACCAGCCAGAGCAAGCUAUGCAGGCCCCUGUAGUUGAAACUAUGGUCCUUGUAUAGGUCAUAUAUAUAUAUAAAGUUGUAAGUAAAGAAUAUAUGAUAAAUAUUAUAGCUAUCGGCAUAACACAAAAUAAGUCAAAUUAGCUGAAUAUGAAAUUAUUUAGAUAAAACCAGAUUUGUGUACGUUCUACAAGUUUUCAUUAGUCCUAGCGAUACUA
Messenger RNA from Cucumis sativus (cucumber), 832 nucleotides. Its product is annotated as suppressor of disruption of TFIIS. The record is from RefSeq and is a predicted model, not a curated record. The transcript is spliced from 5 exons. NCBI's taxonomy places the organism in Eukaryota, Viridiplantae, Streptophyta, Magnoliopsida, Cucurbitales, Cucurbitaceae.